UUUAAAGAUAAGGAAAAUUAUUCUAUCUUAACUUAUGAAGAGACUUUGGAACAAAGGAUCAGUUCUUUAAUAGGAACUUUCACUGAUGCCCUUAUAAUCUCUUCUAGAAAUGUAAGAAGUGUGCAGGAGUUACAAAAGGAAAGACAAAAACAUUUGACUAAAGCACAUGAGUAUCAUGAAAAUAAUAUCGUAUUAUUAUAUAAUUUCACUAAAAGACAGGUACAUGGACAAAAGUUUAAUCCUAAAUGGACAGGACUAUUUUGGAUAGAAAAGAAGUUAGGUAAUAAGGUUUACUUGAUAAGAGAUAAAAUUGAUAAUACAUUACCUGAUCCUGUUUAUGUAGAGUGA
Diversispora eburnea is the source of this 348-nucleotide messenger RNA. The record is from the annotation of a GenBank genome assembly. Lineage: Eukaryota; Fungi; Glomeromycota; Glomeromycetes; Diversisporales; Diversisporaceae.